Messenger RNA from Poecilia latipinna (sailfin molly), 3080 nucleotides. RefSeq names its product P2Y purinoceptor 14-like. Bases 1528 to 2652 code for a protein of 374 amino acids. Gene Ontology annotation, cellular component: membrane. The record is from RefSeq and is a predicted model, not a curated record. NCBI's taxonomy places the organism in Eukaryota, Metazoa, Chordata, Actinopteri, Cyprinodontiformes, Poeciliidae. Gene Ontology annotation, molecular function: G protein-coupled purinergic nucleotide receptor activity. Gene Ontology annotation, biological process: G protein-coupled receptor signaling pathway. The transcript has 4 exons.
CGGCAAUAAUAGCUCAGGGGAUAGGUGGAGGAUAUUGAUCUUUUCACAGAUUAUCUGUGUCGUAUUAAAUUAUCACAACAUGGCGACAGUUUUAACUCAUAAAAAAAUAUUUAUUUUUGUAAAAGCUACAUACUGCAGCUUUAAAAUCAGUUGCUGAUUGGUUGUUUCGGUUAUCAUCUCUGGACAUAAACACUGUAGGAUAUUCUAUCUUUAGGGAGUCUGGGCUUCAUUUAGCCUUUUAACGUCAUAAUUCCAGGAAGCUCAGAAGAGAUUGGCCUCAACAAACCACUAUGGUUCCUGGAAAAGGUUCCUGAGGUGGGAACAUCGUAGAAGAGCUUAUGCUCCUCUAUGCAGAGAUGGAGGCAGGUGGAUCAUGUGGUGUGGUGGAGUUUGUCAGACUGACGGUAAAUGUGGAAGCUUGUUGUGGGUAAUUGGCUGAGUGGAGGCACUUCAGGCUUGACGGCUGUUAACUUCCUCAAAGCAGAUUCCUCAGAUGACAUCGGGUUAAAUCUGUACCUACACCAUCUCUGCUUCCGUCUCCUCUUCAAAAGGCUUUUCCUCUCUCAAACCAGAGCUUGGUAUCUCUAUGGCAUAACCUAUUGCAUGUCGGUGCUCAGGCAUCUUCACAGUAGCCAAUGUUUGAUUUCAUAGAAUUACUGUCCCCGUCCUCGUAUCCUAGGAAACCCUAUAAAACAUUAUUAUUCCAGUUCAGAGGACUCAAAGUCCUAGUGUCUUCAGGUCAGAUCAUGCAACUUCUGUUCUGAUGAUUAAAACAUUAGAACCUUGUCCAAGACUUUGCCCUUUACCAGUUCAACAGUCAUCCACUUAUUGUAAAUACACAAUCAAAAGCUCAUCUGCGUUGAAUCAAACUGACUGUGAAAAAGCUCCCAUCUUUUAGAGGAAAUGGUCUAUGUUGGUGUCAGGUGGUUUUUAAUGAAGUGGUUUAUAUGCUCAGUUCAUCCCAGAGGAAACCAACAAUGGUUUCUAAUUUAUUCAUUUACUUUAGAAACCCCACAGAGACUGGAGAACUUCAACUUUUCUAAAACAUACAAAAUCAUUUUGACUGAUUAAAAAGUAAAAAGUUCCUCUUUUCUGCUCCACACUAGUCUGUUUUGCAGAAGAGUCUGGUUGGGUAACAAAGAUGUUUACAAAGCACAGAUAUUGUAAAAAAUAACUUUGCAAAUUGUGGUAUUUGAGAGGACAUACAAAGUAAAUGUCAGGCAUGUAAACUGCUGCUGCUCAUCUGAUGCGGUGAGAUGCCAUGCCACAAAGCAAACAGGAAGUGAGAAGUUUCUCUUCUGAUACAAGCCAAAAACCCAAUAGGACUGCGGGCUAAAGGCUAGCAGCCGCUAACUUAUCUCAACCAAUCAGAACACAGCAGGUGUUUGCUGAGGGAAAGCGUCAGACACUUCAACAGGAUCUGAACUGUAGCAGAGUAACGGCUUCUCCAGGUAGAUUUUUCAGUUUUCUGAGCAGAAGUGAUGCAAAUGCUGAGCAAACAUCCAAUGGGCCGUUUCUAAAACCCGGAUGAAGUACCCGGUUCUGAAGGGGGCUCAGGAAGAACAAACGGACCUAAACAUGUCUGCACCAGGGUCUGUGACCACAGCAGUCAGCAACGCCUCAGUUUCCAACCAGAACAUGACCAAUCCAGCCCGUGAGAGAUCAACCGAUCUCAUCUUCAUCCUAGUCUACAGUGUCCUCUUUCUGGUGGGCUUGGUACUCAACAGCUUCACCUUGUGGUUUCACUGCUGCCAACCUCAAAGAAACGCCUCUAAAAGCUUGAUGAUCUACCUGAAGAACUUGACAGCAGCCGACUUCCUUCUCUGCCUCAGCCUGCCACUUCGCAUCAUCCACUACGCAACCAAACCUGCCACCAUCCACCUGCUCUACUGCAGCUUUGGAGCCUCCAUACUGUUCCUCAACAUGUACGCCAGCAUCCUGUUCAUGGGCUACAUCGCUUUGAACAGGUAUUUUAAGGUGGUCCGGCCUUUUGGAGCCUUCUUCCUGCUGACUAAACGAGCUGCAUACAUCACCUCCAUGACCACAUGGGUCUUUCUCCUGACUCCGAUGACAGCGUACUCCACUGUGCUGCUAAAAACCCUGAAAUCUAACGGGUCUGAAGACAUCUGUGAGGACCUCCAGAGUGAUUCCGUCAAGCUGAUCUAUAGAACUCUUCACAUCGGUGCUUCUGCCAUCUUUCUGUUGGUCUUCUUCUCAAUGCUUUUCAGUUACUACAGUGCCUCUCGCAGGGUGUUGCAGGCUCAGCAGAGACAGUCCACCUCCUUCAGCUCCAAGAAGCUUCAGAAGUCUAGGAGGAAAAUGUUGGUUCUCAUCUGCAUCUUCUGCAUUUGCUUCAUUCCUUACCACCUGAUCCGACUCCUGUAUACGUUUCUGCAGCAGCUGGGCUCCUCGGACCGGGUGUUUUACUACCUCAUGGAGUUCACCACCAUUGUUUCAGUUCUUAAUGUCUGCCUGGAUCCGCUUGUUUACUUCGUCUUCUGCAAGGAUUUUCGGGUUCAUCUGAGGCUGAGCCUCAGGAGAGUCAGAAUGGAGAAUGAGGCCAGGAGGAGCAACGAGGAGCAGCUGAGGAGCAUUAACCUUAGCCAUAACGGGACCCUCAGCACAUCAUCACGGUCAACUGGUGAGGUUUAGCGUGUUAAAGAUCAGAGGGUUCAGACUCAGAAAACUGAUGGAAAACUCAUUAAACUGUGCAAUUUGUAGUCCUGAAAAUGACCAAAACUGAAGCUUAUUAUGUUUUUGUUUAUAUGUAACAUUGUUUUUCUUAGUUUGUUUUCAACCUUGUAAUUAAAGGAAUUAGAAUCUUCCUGUUCACUUUUCAGCUGUCUUUAGCUGAUCUUUAGUCCAGUCUUCAGUUUUUCUUUUCCUCCUUCACUUCCUUGGAGUCUUCCUUCUCCGAGACCAAACCUACAGCUUUCAGUAGCCUGAGGAUGCAUUCAGACAGGAAUGCAUCUACAGGAAGCAGCUGACUGUCUUUAAGGAGGAAUCUCAGGCCCACUUGUUAAAAAAAACUAUCCCAGGUUGAUGAAAACUGCAAAGCAGACCGUACCAAGAUUUAUAUU